Candoia aspera is the source of this 596-nucleotide messenger RNA. It is a transcript of the gene NMRAL1, whose product is annotated as NmrA like redox sensor 1. The transcript is spliced from 2 exons. Gene Ontology annotation, cellular component: nucleus. The record is from RefSeq and is a predicted model, not a curated record. Lineage: Eukaryota; Metazoa; Chordata; Lepidosauria; Squamata; Candoiidae. The coding region runs from base 1 to 501 and encodes 166 amino acids.
AUGACGCGGCUGGGCGUUCCCCCGGCCGCGGCGCUCCCUCACACGCGGCCGCGGGGCCGGGGUCCACCGGCUGACCGCUUGUCUCCGCGCAGGGGCCCAGGGCGGCUCCGUGGCGAGGGCCCUGCUCGGCGACGCCGCUUUCCGGGGGGCUGCGCGGGAGCUGCGGAGGUGGUGCAGGCUGAUCUCGAGGAUGCCUCCAGCCUGGAGGCAGUCCUGCGCGGGGCCUCUGGGGUCUUCCUGGUCACGGAUUUCUGGGAGCAUCUCAGCAAAAAGCGGGAAGUGGCCCAGGGGAAAUGCAUGGCAGACUUGGCAAAGCAGCUGGGCUUGAACUACGUGGUGUACAGCAGUCUGGACAACUUGCAGAAGCUGACAAGCGGUCAGCUGAAGGUGCCACGUUUUGAUGGCAAAGGUGAGGUGGAGGAGUACUUCCAGGCUGUUGGCGUGCCCAUGACCAGCGUGAGACUCUCUUCCUACUUUGAGAACUUCCUCACUACCUUCUGACCUCAGAAAGCCCCAGGUGGAGAAGGCUACAAACUGGGUAAAGGUGGCCCUUCCAGUGCCUGUGCUGCUUAACCUGCACACUGGGUUUAUUUAUU